Messenger RNA from Myotis daubentonii (Daubenton's bat), 2540 nucleotides. It is a transcript of the gene EDARADD, whose product is annotated as EDAR associated via death domain. Gene Ontology annotation, biological process: signal transduction. Lineage: Eukaryota; Metazoa; Chordata; Mammalia; Chiroptera; Vespertilionidae. Gene Ontology annotation, molecular function: protein binding. The record is from RefSeq and is a predicted model, not a curated record.
GAGCCGGGCUGGAGGAGGGGCGCAGGCCAGCGUGUGCUCCGCGCGUCCCCACCGCAGGCUCCCCGUCCCCGCCGUGCGCUCCCUCCGGUCCGGAGGCUGCGGGCCCCGCUCGGGCGCCGUCUCCCCACCCGCCCGCCCCAUGGCUUCGCCGGAGGACCCUCUGCGCGCAGGUCACAUGGCCGAGGAGCCCGUGGAAGACACGGACCCCAGCACUCUGUCCUUCCACGUGUCAGACAAAUAUCCCAUUCAAGACACGGGGCUCCCUAAAGUUGAAGAGUGUGAUCCAGUCCCUUCGAACGGCCCAGCAAAUUCUGAUGUGCACCAUCAGGGAGAAGAGAAUGGCUUUGCAGACAGUCCCGGAGACCCCCUCGCAGACGUAAGCAAGGUCGUCGGCAAGGCCGAGUCCUGCCGGGAGGACUGCACCUGCUCCGCCUGCUCGCUCCGGGCCCCCACCAUCAGCGACCUGCUCAACGACCAGGACUUGCUGGACGUGAUCAGGAUCAAGCUGGACCCCUGGCACCCCACCAUCAAGAACUGGAAGAAUUUUGCCAGCAGGUGGGGCAUGCGCCACGACGAGCUGAACUUCCUGGAGCAGCGGCCCCAGAGCCCCACCCUGGAGUUCCUGCUCCGCAACAGCCAGCGGCCGGUGGGCCAGCUCCUGGAGCUCUGCCGGCACUACCACCGCGCCGACGUGGAGCGCGUGCUGCGCAGGUGGGUGGACGAGGAGUGGCCCAAGAGGGCACGCGGAGACCACCCCAGGAACGUCUAGGCCUCCUCCUCGCCUUGGCCAGUUUGGACCUUGAAACGGCCCCAGACCAGGGAGCAAUGUGAAUCUGUUCCUUUUUAUUUUUUUUAAAUAAUAUAUUUUUAUUGAUUUCGGAGAGGAAGGGAGAGGGAGAGAAAAACAUCCAUGAUGAGAGAGGAUCACGGAUCGGCUGCCUCCUGCACGCCCCCCGCUGGGGAUGGAGCCCGCCACCCGGGCAUGUGCCCUGACUGGGAAUCGAACCGUGACCUCCUGGUUCCUAGGUGGACGCCCAACCACUGAGCCACGCCGGCCGGGCUGUGUUGCUCACUUUGGAGCCGUUCACUCAUUUCUCGGGUCAGAUUCCCGCUGUGUGCCCCCGGCCUUUUCUCUCCCAGCCUCAGGCCAACAGCUGCUUCCAUUUUGCACCGACAGAUGCAGAGUCAAUGUGUGGGCUUGCCUUUCAUAGUUGAUCACACUUCGGUUUUCUACCCUUGUCACCGAAACGACACAAUGACACGGGCCCAAAGAAUUGAUGAGGUCGUUCUCUUUGCUCUGUGGGGGUUUGAGCUCCCUCCAGCCCCCCCAACCCUGUGCACGCCCUGUAAACGCAGGGAGGCAGGUCUCUCUCCCCUUGUGUUUGGAGGGCAUCGAGGCGGAGAUGCUAAGCCACCUGCUGGGUAUGCAGGAGCUCCAGGAUGAGUGGGGGCCACACCUGGUGGUCCCACUAGGGGGACCCCCUAGAGGGACUCACUGCUAAAUGAAGACAGGCUAGAUGCCUCCCAGAAAUCAACCCCACGUUUGCACUGAGGGGCAGCCUGACAGGACUGCUGUUGGAAAUGGAGAAGGGGGUGGCUUCCUACGGCUCGCUAAGCCGAGCCGUGUUCUUCUGUUGUCUGUGACACCCGGUGACCAUCUUCCUGGGAGGCCUCCCGGGUGACGCGUCUUCCGCCAUCACAGGCAAUGCUUUGAAACGACUGGAUUUUGGUGAGACUCUGUGUGGAUCUGUCUGAAGGGUGUACUUGUGCAGCCGCCUUCCUUUUGGUCUCCUGUUUCAACGCGCGUUUAUAUGUUUCUUAGAAAUAAAGAUUAUUUUUACCUAGAUUUUAAUGGGUGCUACAAAAUUAAAGGUGGAUGCCAACCACUAUCUGUAAUGGGUGCUUUUAUGUGGCUUCCAACAUCGUCGCCGCUUCUGUGGGUCCGUCAGAAGGCUAGUGAGUGUCUGAAAUGUGUCCUGGACACUAAGGGUGCAAAGAUAAGCAACACCUUCCAUCGAUUGCCCUGGUCAGUUUGGCUCUGUGAAUAGAGCGUCCGUGCCUGGACCGAAGGGUCUGGAGUUUGAUUCCGGUCAAGGGCACAUACCUCGGUGGCAGGCUAGACCCGGCCGUGGUCUGGGGUGCGUGGGGGAGGCAACCAAUCGAUGUGUCUCUCUCACAUCGAUGUUUCUGUCUCCCCUCCUCCCUUCCACUCUCUGAAAAUCAAUGGAAGUAUGCCCUGUGGUGAGGACAAUAGGACAGCAUGAGCCACUGGGAUGAAUUAAUUUAAUUUGCACGCUGGAGAUCUCUCCCAUCUCCAAGAUUCUUUUAUUUUAUGACAAAACCACAGUUCUAGAAGCUUGAUUCUCACACCCGAGAAGACUAGGUUUGGGACAUGAUCCUGUAGAACGUAAGAGGUAAGCCUGGUGAGUCCGAACACAGGAGGGCUAAGGCCAAAAAGAGAUCGAGUCCACGGGUGGUUGAGGGUACACGGGUGGUUGAGUACACGGGUGGUUGAGGAUACACGGGUGGUUGAGUACACG